AGGAAACUUAGGAGAAAUUGAAACUCCUGGGUAAAGGAGGGCCACCCGAGCGUGUGCUGGCAUCAGGACCGCAGUUGCUCCGUCCCCGCCAUGAACCGCACAUCCCAGCCCUUCUUCACUGGGGCCCACGGGGCGGUGCCCCCAGCCUACGAGGUGCUGAAGGAGGAGCACGAGGUGGCCGUGCUGGGGGCGCCCCAGAGCCAGGCGCCCGUGACGACCACGGUGAUCAACAUCCGCAGCGAGACCGCCGUGCCCGACCACAUCGUGUGGUCUCUGUUCAACACCAUCUUCAUGAACUGCUGCUGCCUGGGCUUCGUGGCAUUCGCCUACUCUGUGAAGUCUAGGGACCGGAAGAUGGUCGGCGACAUCACUGGGGCCCAGAGCUACGCCUCCACCGCCAAGUGCCUGAACAUCUGCGCCCUGGUCCUGGGCCUCCUUCUGAUUAUCAUCCUCAUCAUCAUUGUGUCCACCGGCUCCCUGAUGAUUCUUCAAGCACUCUCGGAGCUCAUACAGAACCAUGGAGGCCACUAGUCCCUGCCCACAGCCCGAGGCAGUCACCCCUUUUUCCUGCAGCUUAUACAGGCAUCUGUCCACCAUGAAAUAAAAGGAAGCAUUUGUACGUGA
Dama dama (fallow deer) is the source of this 624-nucleotide messenger RNA. It is a transcript of the gene IFITM3, whose product is annotated as interferon induced transmembrane protein 3. Gene Ontology annotation, biological process: defense response to virus; response to type II interferon; response to interferon-alpha. Gene Ontology annotation, cellular component: plasma membrane. The record is from RefSeq and is a predicted model, not a curated record. Lineage: Eukaryota; Metazoa; Chordata; Mammalia; Artiodactyla; Cervidae. Bases 91 to 531 code for a protein of 146 amino acids. The transcript is spliced from 2 exons.